CGUCGUAGUAGUCUCUCCCGGGCUGCGUGGACGUCCUUUUUCCAGCGAAUAGCGAGAGAUGCCUGAGGAUAAGCCUCCCCAGAAGAAGGCCAAAGGUGCCAAGUCUGCCGAGGCAAAGGCUGCCAAGCCUGCAGCGGCUGCUGCGCCAAAGCCUAAAGCAGAUGCAGCACCCAAGGCUGAUAAGCCCAAGCCAGCAAAGGCAGAGGGUAAGGAUGCCAAGCCCAAACCCGUGAAGACUGAAGGUGCUGCCAAGCCCAAGCCAGCAAAGGCGGAAGGCAAGGACGCGCCCAAGGCCGCCAAGCCCAAGCCUGCAAAGGCUGAGGGUGGUGCUGCUGCAAAGCCCAAGCCAGCAAAGGCUGAGGGCAAGGAGAAUGCAGCACCCAAGGCUGCCAAGGCUAAGCCAGCAAAGGCAGAAGGUAAGGAUGCUGCUAAGGCCAAGCCAGCAAAGGAUGCUGCACCCAAGGCUAAGGCUGACGGCAAGGCCAAGCCAAAGGAAGCAAAGGCUACCAAGACCGAGGCCAAGCCCAAAACCGAGGCCAAGCCCAAAGCUGCUGCUGCCAAGGGUGAAGCCAAGCCCAAGGCUGCUGCCAAGGGUGAAGCCAAGCCCAAGGCUGCUGCCAAGGGUGAAGCCAAGCCCAAGGCUGCUGCCAAGGGUGAUGCCAAGCCCAAAGCAGCUGCUGCCAAGGGUGAUGCCAAGCCUAAGGCUGCUGCCAAACCCAAGGCCGAUGCCAAGCCUAAGGCUGCAAAGGGUGAUGCCAAACCCAAGGCUGAUGCCAAGCCUAAGGCUGCAAAGGGUGAUGCCAAGCCUAAAGCUGAUGCCAAACCCAAGGCUGAUGCCAAGCCUAAGGCAAAGGCUGUCAAGCGCCCAGCAGAUGACAAAGGAGGCAAGGCUGAGCCUGCAGCCAAGGCUGCCAAGUCUGCCAAGACAGAAGCAAAGCCAGCAUCUGCAAAGGGCAAGGCAAAGGAUGCCAAGCCAGCAGCUGCUGGAAAGCCCAAGACAGAGGCCAAGGGUAAGGAUGCAAAGGCUGCGGCCAGCAAGCCCAAGCCUAAGCCCAAGACUGAAGCCAAGCCAUCCACUGCAGCCAAGAAGGAAGCAGCAAAGGAUAAGGCAAAGACCACCAAGCGCGUAGCCAAGCCUAAGGUUGGCGGAAAGAAGACCCUCACACUAACAGGCAAGAAGCCUAGGCCGAAAGUGCUGAGCAAGUUGGCGAAGGGCAAGAACAUUGUACUUGGCAAGAAGAAUAAGAUGAAAAUCUGCGUGGACUGCAAGCAGCCCGUGGAGGAUGGUAUUAUGAAUAUUGCCGAUUUUGAAACGUUCCUGCAGAAUAAAAUUAAGGUGGCCGGCAAGAGAAACAACUUCUGCAACCAGAUUUCACUGGAACGCAGCAAACACAAGAUCACACUACAUUCAGAAAUCCUGUUUGCGAAGAAGUACCUCAAGUUCUUGACAAAGAAGUACCUGCAAAAGAACAGUUUACGUGACUGGCUGAGAGUGGUCACUCCUCCUCUGGCAAAGGACACUUAUGAGCUGCGGUACUUCCAGAUCAAUAAUGAUGAUGAUGAAGAUGCUGAUGAUUAAGCCAUUGCCCAAUAAAGGGAGGAGUGUUAA
Molecule: messenger RNA, 1609 nt
Organism: Penaeus indicus
Lineage: Eukaryota; Metazoa; Arthropoda; Malacostraca; Decapoda; Penaeidae
Gene: RpL22
Product: large ribosomal subunit protein eL22-like
Exons: 4
Coding region: 59-1579 (506 amino acids)
Biological process (GO): nucleosome assembly; cytoplasmic translation
Cellular component (GO): nucleosome; ribosome
Molecular function (GO): RNA binding; structural constituent of ribosome; structural constituent of chromatin
Source: RefSeq, a predicted model, not a curated record